AUGGGUCGUAACAAGGAACCUGAAGGGCCCAUAAGCAACCCAGUGGAGGCCAAGAAACAUAGGGAUGAAUCAGUGGGUCAUUUCCAGAACGGCAACUACGACAGAGCCCUCAACGCCCUUCAUAAGUUGUCCAUUGUGAGGACAAUGGACAACGCUACAGCCCAAGCACGGUCCAUCCUCGGACCGACCAAAGAUGCAGAAUUCCUGCAAAGUUUCGUCAGGGUCGGCGAUGGCGACGAAGAAGAUGAAACGCCCGUCCAAAAAGAGUCCAUCAGCAAAAGAGCUCCAACAUCUGCUGACAAAAAUGGGAACGGUGAUGAUGAAGAGAUCAAACAUUCGGGGAUGGAAAGGAAGACGUCAAUUAAGCCGAAGAAAAAGAAAGAACACAAACCAAAACGGGAGAGAAGGCGGCGUGAAGAGGAAGUAUAUACUGACAAAGAUCGUGCCGCUGCCGUGGUGAUGGGUUCUAAGGAUAUAAAGCUGUCGUUGAACAUGAAAGACAAGGCAGAGAGGAGCAGUGCUCUUUCUCUACCAGAGGAAGCCGAUGCUGGCACUCUGCUGGCGAUGUCGAGAGCAGAGAUGAUGAGGGAACGGUACCGUACUGCUGUCUCUUUCGUGGAUAAGGCUAUAGAAUUGGCUCCAGAGGAAAAGGCCGCAUACGUAGCUCGUAGCAAAUGCUACCUUUUGCUAGGAGAACCACGUUUAGCCCUAGCGGAUGCUGAAACAGCUUUGAAGCUCGAUCCAAAGCAUGCCAAGGCCUUGCUGCAGAAAGCCGAAGCGCUGUACUACUGCGGAGAGUUCGAGUUGAGCCUCGUCCACUUUCAUAGGGGGUUGAAGGCUAGACCCGAUUUGAGCCAUUUCAGACUUGGCGUACAAAAGGCACAGGAAGCUAUAGAAAACACGAUCGGCUCCGUAAAGCCAGAAACGAAAAAAGUUUCCAAGAAGCCUCCAACCAAGCGUUCCACAUCAAAACCCUCGCGGCCUCCCCUGGGCCCGCUGAUGUCCGACAAGAUAUACCUCGAAAACCUCCUCAAAAAUCCAGAUCUAGCUAUAGCCGAUAAAAAGAACGAUAUAGUGACCAAACAAGCAGAGGAAGCUAUCAGGUUUCUGGAGAAUAGAGAGGAAUUCUGGAGACAGCAGCAAACCACUAAAACUCAAUUUUAAACUGGAGUUGGGUUUUGGUGGCUUCUUACUGCCUGCAGAAUUGUUCUUAUAUUCGCAAUGGAGUCGUACGUGGGAGGAACAUUUGUUUUUACCUUAGCACUUAUUACAGUCUUCUUUGAAGGAUUUUUUUUUAACUGAACAUAAAUGAUUUUUUUUAUAAAGGUACCUACCUAUUAUGGAUUGGACCGACCGGUUAUUUAGUAUUGUAAGCUUUGAUUAAUAAAUGUGUUAUUAUGAAAACUUGACCAAAUAAUAGUCAUCCUAAGUUAUAUCUCAGUGACAGUUCUUCAUAUAGGUAACAUGGGUUAGAUAAAUAUGAAGUUUGAAAAUAAAAGUAGAGUUUAAAAGAAAUAACGUUUUAUUUGUUCCAUCGGCUUCAAACUCUCACAUCGCGGGCUCUCGCUUCAAAAUAAACAUAUCCUCUCUAACAACGCGAAUAGAUCUGCGUCUCACACGCCUUAUAUACAAAAUUUACAGUUAAAACUCUUUCAGUCUAUGGACUGGUUCAACUUUCACGUAAGUUCCUGAUGUAUAGGUGUCCAGAAAAGGUUUUUAUAACAAUUAGACUAUAGUUCCAG
Molecule: messenger RNA, 1742 nt
Organism: Amyelois transitella
Lineage: Eukaryota; Metazoa; Arthropoda; Insecta; Lepidoptera; Pyralidae
Product: outer dynein arm-docking complex subunit 4
Exons: 4
Coding region: 1-1164 (387 amino acids)
Cellular component (GO): cytoplasm
Molecular function (GO): protein binding
Source: RefSeq, a predicted model, not a curated record